Molecule: messenger RNA, 2036 nt
Organism: Nomascus leucogenys (northern white-cheeked gibbon)
Lineage: Eukaryota; Metazoa; Chordata; Mammalia; Primates; Hylobatidae
Gene: ACKR3
Product: atypical chemokine receptor 3
Biological process (GO): chemotaxis; G protein-coupled receptor signaling pathway; angiogenesis
Cellular component (GO): membrane
Molecular function (GO): G protein-coupled receptor activity; coreceptor activity; chemokine binding
Source: RefSeq, a predicted model, not a curated record
UAAUGCAAGUCUGCAGCCAGCAGAGCUCACAGUUGUUGCAAAGCGCUCAGCACUAAGGGAGCCAGCGCACAGCACAGCCAGGAAGGCGAGCGAGCACAGCCAGCCCAGCCAGCCCGGAGGUCAUUUGAUUGCCCCCCUCAGAACGAUGGAUCUGCAUCUCUUCGACUACUCAGAGCCAGGGAACUUCUCGGACAUCAGCUGGCCCUGCAACAGCAGUGACUGCAUCGUGGUGGACACGGUGAUGUGCCCCAACAUGCCCAACAAAAGCGUCCUGCUCUACACGCUCUCCUUCAUUUACAUUUUCAUCUUCGUCAUCGGCAUGAUUGCCAACUCCGUGGUGGUCUGGGUGAAUAUCCAGGCCAAGACCACAGGCUAUGACACGCACUGCUACAUCUUGAACCUGGCCAUCGCCGACCUGUGGGUUGUCCUCACCAUCCCGGUCUGGGUGGUCAGCCUCGUGCAGCACAACCAGUGGCCCAUGGGCGAGCUCACGUGCAAAGUCACACACCUCAUCUUCUCCAUCAACCUCUUCGGCAGCAUUUUCUUCCUCACAUGUAUGAGCGUGGACCGCUACCUCUCCAUCACCUACUUCACCAACACCUCGAGCAGCAGAAAGAAGAUGGUACGCCGUGUCGUCUGCAUCCUGGUGUGGCUGCUCGCCUUCUGCGUGUCCCUGCCCGACACCUACUACCUGAAGACCGUCACGUCUGCGUCCAACAACGAGACCUACUGCCGGUCCUUCUACCCCGAGCACAGCGUCAAGGAGUGGCUGAUCGGCAUGGAGCUGGUCUCUGUGAUUUUGGGCUUCGCCAUUCCCUUCUCCGUCAUCGCUGUCUUCUACUUCCUGCUGGCCAGAGCCAUCUCGGCGUCCGGUGACCAGGAGAAGCACAGCAGCCGGAAGAUCAUCUUCUCCUACGUGGUGGUCUUCCUCGUCUGCUGGCUGCCCUACCACGUGGCGGUGCUGCUGGACAUCUUCUCCAUCCUGCACUACAUCCCUUUCACCUGCCGGCUGGAGCACGCCCUCUUCACGGCCCUGCACGUCACACAGUGCCUGUCGCUGGUGCACUGCUGCGUCAACCCCGUCCUCUACAGCUUCAUCAAUCGCAACUACAGGUACGAGCUGAUGAAGGCCUUCAUCUUCAAGUACUCGGCCAAAACAGGGCUCACCAAGCUCAUCGACGCCUCCAGAGUCUCAGAAACGGAGUACUCUGCCUUGGAGCAGAGCACCAAGUGAUCUGCCCUGGAGAGGCUCUGGGACGCGUUUACUUGUCUUUGAACAGGGUGAUAGGCCCUAUGGUUUUCUAGAGCAAAGCAAAGUAGCUUCUGGUCUUGAUGCUUGAGUAGCGUGAACGGGGGAGCACGUGCCCCCUGCAUCCAUUCUCUCUUUCUCUUGACGACGCGGCUGUCGUCUGGCUGUGCGUGCUGACAGUUUUGCAACAGGCAGAGCUGUGUCGCACAGCAGUGCUGUGCGUCGGAGCCAGCCGAGGAUGGGCUUGCCUGGACUUCUGUAAGAUAGGAUUUUCUGUGUUUCCUGAAUUUUUUAUAUGGUGAUUUGUAUUUAAAUUUUAAGACUUUAUUUUCUCACUAUUGAUGUACCUUAUAAAUGUAUUUGAAAGUUAAAUAUAUUUUAAAUAUUGUUUGGGAGGCAUAGUGCUGACAUAUAUUCGGAGUGUUGUAGUUUUAAGGUUAGCAUGACUUCAGUUUUGACUAAGGAUGACACUAAUUGUUAGCUGUUUUGAAAUUUUAUAUAUAUAAAUAUAUAUAAAUAUAUAAAUAUAUGCCGGUCUUGGCUGAAAUGUUUUAUUUACCAUAGUUUUAUAUCUGUGUGGUGUUUUGUACCGGCACGGGAUAUGGAACGAAAACUGCUUUGUAAUGCAGUUUGUGACAUUAAUAGUAUUGUAAAGUUACACUUAAAAAAAACAAAAAACUGUUCUGGACUGCAAAUCUGUGCACACAACGAACAGUUGCAUUUCAGAGAGUUCUCUCAAUUUGUAAGUUAUUUUUUUUAAUAAAGAUUUUUGUUUCCUAAAAAUGCA